Messenger RNA from Lampris incognitus (smalleye Pacific opah), 2612 nucleotides. RefSeq names its product propionyl-CoA carboxylase subunit beta (gene pccb). Gene Ontology annotation, cellular component: mitochondrion. Gene Ontology annotation, molecular function: propionyl-CoA carboxylase activity. Lineage: Eukaryota; Metazoa; Chordata; Actinopteri; Lampriformes; Lampridae. Bases 11 to 1684 code for a protein of 557 amino acids. The record is from RefSeq and is a predicted model, not a curated record. The transcript has 15 exons.
GCUAUCAACAAUGGCGGCGUUAGCACGGAACAGCUGCAGGUUCUUGGGUGGCUUGAAAACGUCUUUCAGAAGUUUGACACGAGUAAAACAUGGCGUCGUUCUCGAUGCAGCGCCUCGGACGAGUCCGCAGCCGAAUUGCCGGUGGUAUGCCGUCAGUCAUUUGACGGUACAGGAGCGAAUUGACCAGAAACGGAAGGCAGCGCUAGUCGGUGGAGGUCAGAAGAGGAUUGAUGCACAGCAUAAACGGGGUAAGCUGACAGCCAGGGAGCGAGUGCAGCUGCUCCUGGAUCCUGAUUCCUUUGUAGAGUAUGACAUGUUUGUGGAACACCGCUGCUCCGACUUUGGAAUGGAGCAAGACAGAAACAAGUUUCCAGGUGACAGUGUUGUGACUGGACAGGGCAGGAUCAAUGGCAGGCUGGUCUAUGUUUUCAGUCAGGACUUCACAGUGUUUGGAGGUAGUCUGUCUGGAGCACAUGCACAGAAGAUCUGUAAGAUCAUGGACCAGGCCAUGAUGGUGGGAGCUCCAGUCAUUGGGCUGAACGACUCUGGAGGAGCCAGGAUUCAGGAGGGAGUGGAGUCUCUAGCUGGAUAUGCAGAUAUAUUCCUGAGGAAUGUGAUGGCUUCAGGUGUCGUGCCUCAGAUCUCCCUCAUCAUGGGUCCCUGUGCCGGAGGGGCUGUCUAUUCCCCUGCCCUAACUGACUUCACCUUCAUGGUCAAGGACACAUCGUACCUGUUCAUCACAGGGCCUGACGUUGUGAAGUCGGUCACCAACGAGGAUGUGACUCAGGAGGAGCUAGGAGGAGCAAAGACUCACACUGCUGUGUCCGGUGUGGCGCACCAUGCAUUCGAGAAUGAUGUUGACGCUCUGCUCAACCUCCGGGAUUUUUUCAACUUCCUUCCUCUUAGCAACCUCGAUCCCGCCCCCGUCACUGAGUGCCACGACCCAAGUGAUCGUCUGGUACCAGGACUGGACACCAUCGUCCCAGUGGAGUCAACUAAAGCCUAUGACAUGUUGGACAUCAUUCAAGGGAUUGCAGAUGAGGGAGACUUCUUUGAAAUCAUGCCCGCCUAUGCUAAGAACAUUGUGGUGGGAUUUGCACGCAUGAAUGGACGCACUGUGGGCAUUGUGGGUAACCAGCCUAAGGUGGCAUCAGGUUGUUUGGACAUCAACUCUUCAGUUAAAGGGGCCCGCUUUGUACGCUUCUGUGAUGCUUUCAACAUUCCCAUCAUCACUUUUGUGGACGUCCCAGGAUUCCUACCAGGUACUGCCCAGGAGUAUGGAGGCAUCAUCAGACAUGGAGCCAAACUGUUGUUUGCCUUCGCAGAGGCUACUGUCCCCAAGAUCACCAUCAUCACCAGAAAGGCUUAUGGAGGAGCCUAUGAUGUCAUGAGUUCCAAGCACUUGAGAGGUGACGUGAACUACGCCUGGCCCACCGCCGAGGUUGCAGUCAUGGGUGCCAAGGGUGCUGUCCAGAUCAUCUUCCGAGGGAAGAACAACCAGGCUGAGGCAGAAGCUGAAUAUGUAGACAAGUUUGCCAACCCCUUCCCUGCUGCUGUCAGAGGUUUUGUGGAUGACAUCAUCAAACCAUCGACAACUCGCAAGAGGAUCUGCCGAGAUCUGGAGGUGCUGACCAGCAAGAAGCAGGUCAACCCCUGGAAGAAACAUGCCAAUAUUCCUCUCUAAAACGCAGCCACAUACCUGAACACGCUGGUUCAAGACAGUUGAUACCUGGUGUGGGACUUCCACUUACUCUGAAAGUCGAAAUAAGCUGGAACAGUAGACUUUGGUUCUGAGUGGUGUUUUUCCUGCUACCUUCCAGGGAGUGGCUUUCCGUUUGCGUAUUUGAUCACGUGCCACCCCAGUUUCCUUCCAAAACGUCUAUUAUCACUCCACAGGAAAGUAGCUGGGAAUAAAUCACUACCACAGAGACUUCCACAAAAGCUACUUGGUUAAUAAUGUUUGCCAUUUUUCUAUCCUCUGAUAGUCCCAUGGUGGCCAUAUUGGUCAUGUAGUGUAUGUGACAACAUCAUUGUGAGGACGAGGUUGUGUCUGAUAGCACCGCCUAUUUCUUACACCAAACUGACACUACAGUCCUCUAUAAAUUGAACAUUAAUAUAUGUUUUCAUGUAAUCUGUUUAAAAUCUUAUUUUCUGAGUUUUUUUUUCCCCCAACUUCAGUCUUUUCUGAGGUACGACACUGGAAAUGCCCGCUACAUGUGGGCCCCAGCUUUCAGACACCAGUGCGGUCUCCGAGUGUGUUGUUGUUUAUGAGGAUCCAAGAGAAACAAACACAUUGUCAUAACCUGGAAUGGUGCCUUCCUCACUGUCUGGCUGUAUACUGCAAGUUUGUAAAAUAAAUCAGCUGGACACGAAGAUUACAUCAUGUGUUUUCUUUAGUUCUGUGGUUGCAGUUACUCCUAAUACGAUGCACAUUUCCACUUCCCUGUUUACGGCUUUUAACCGAUUUAACGGGUUCAGCAGAUCUGCUCUAUAUAAGCUUAAUCUGGGAUGAAAUGAGACGUUUUGAGUUAUCUUUCUGUGUUAACUUGUUUGUGUGAACUGAAACAUUCGCAACACUGAAUGUCCUCUGCAAAAAUUGAGUCAUUAAAAUG